Molecule: messenger RNA, 4140 nt
Organism: Limulus polyphemus (Atlantic horseshoe crab)
Lineage: Eukaryota; Metazoa; Arthropoda; Merostomata; Xiphosura; Limulidae
Exons: 3
Coding region: 529-1182 (217 amino acids)
Source: RefSeq, a predicted model, not a curated record
UGAAACUGAGGUACAGAGGGAGAGAAGGGAGAAUGUUUACUGGGGAAGAAGAGAGGGACCUUUGAUAUUAUUCUCCAAAAUCAGUUCUCCUACUGGUCUUGUUUCCGGCACUUUCAUUGGAAAUUACUGAAAGGUAUCACAAUUCAAUCAGAAAAGAAUUAUUAUUAUUAAACAAGAGUCGGUAGGGGAGGAUUCAAACCAACUGUCACAAGCUAGCAUGCACGCGCGCGAACGUGUCUGGAAAUAGGAGUGGAACAGUUAUAGUAGUUCCAUCAAAUAUCGGGAAAUAGGAAAAUACUUUAAAGUAUUUGUCAUAGGUCAAGUUCUUCGAGAAAGCAUAUAAGGUGUUAAGCCUAGCUUGGAAAAACUUCAAAUGUAAUGGUUAAAAAGAUUUGUGACACUUUCUCACGAAACUACUGAAAUUGAUAAGAGUGCAAUAGCAAGCGGGAGACCGACGGAGGAGCUUAUGUAGCAUGGAGUAACUGUUUUUGUAGAUUCGUUUCUCCUUCGUGGUUUCUUUGGAUAAAAAUGAACGAAAGAGAAACAGAGGAAUAUCAACAAUCUAAUGUAUCUCCCAAGCCUACUUGCAAGACUCCUGCUGGGAAAACUCAGCAAAACCCUUUUUGUAAGAGAAUACUCUUGAGGACGUGGCUGGUGACUGCGAUCUUUUUAUUCGCCGCAGGAAUCGUCUUACUCAUUUUUGGGGCCAUUUACUGGAAGAAUAGUGUAGGAAUUUUCCUAGGAGGCGCUCUAUGCCUGGUCUUAGCUGUGCCUGUUACAGCAUUUUACUUUUGGUACACUCGUUGCUACAGUGAUAAUCAGAAAACUCCACAACAUCUGGAAAGCAAGCAACCAUCAAUGGAGAAGGAUGUAUCGACGGUUGGGACUCCUGAUCUCUACAAACAGAGCUCCACAGCACCGAAGACUGAAUCUCCCUCGAUACCUCAUGUUGUUAUGACUCCUGUUAUGUCACUUCAAAAAGCUGAUGAAAAUGGACGAAUUUCUAGAGACACUAGCACAUCACGUGACCCAGAGAGCAACAAAAGUAGUCUUACAUCAACUCCUGACAUUUUAGGUAGAAGGUUUCUCUUGAACAAAAACAAUCUUGCACCUCUAGCAAGUGCCGAAACUCUUACCCCAUCGCUGAGGUCAUCCUUCGCAAGCAUUAGUAACGCCAUCUAGGGUAGAAGAACUACUCCUUGGCAAUUUCCACUCCUCACUCGACUCAAUGUAGAACAGCACAUGUCUAAACGUUUAAAUAGUAUUGUCAGCGGAAAUAUUCAUAAUUCGACAGACCACCUGGCGGAUAUUUUAUGAAAUUAUCGAAGUUAAAACAGUUCAAGAAUUGCCAAAUCUUCAUUCAGAAAGCAACAACAAAAUUGUUCAACACUUAUCGAGAAGUAACUUAUCGAAUCUGAAAACAUCUAUUUUGUUAUCUAUUAAAAUUGUGUCUAAAAUAUUUCAAUUGUUUUUUUUUUCGAAAUAUUGCUGUUUGAAUAUCCAAAAAUAUAUUCUGUAAACGAUCAUCUUUAGAAUUUUUAUUUCUUACUGAGCAAACUGAACAAAAAUGCUUCCACAAGUUCAUAAAACAAAUGUUUGUAUAAGCUAGCUUGUCUGCUGUAAAGAAAACAUUGAGAAAGGCGUGUCAUUACUUGUUAGACCAACAUUUAACUGCUCCAAAUCCAUUGAACUUUGACUGUUAAGUCGUUUUCUAUUGAUAAGUUGUGAAAUCACAACAUAAAGCGCAUACAUAAAUGUGGAUCAAUUUCUUGAGUAAGAUGGAUUAUCAUAUUUGUAUUAUUGAUUCAGAACUCACACACGACCGAUCAAAUGGAAAUCCUGGACCUAGACUAUAAGCAUCAUCUGCUUAGAUAUAUAUUUGACAAGCUUUCACGUGUUACUUGUCUGUUUAUUUGGUAGCGUAAAGGUCAUUUUCACAAGAUAUUUAAAAGAGAAAAGAUAGUGUGAAUUAUAUGAGUUAUUUGGAUUUAUCACUCGAAUAUGAGUGAUUAGUAAUAUUCUACUACCUUAUAAAUAGUGAUUUUGUUUGGAGUUAAUUAGAAUUGUUAUGUAUGCUUAUUAUUUUGCCUUGUAUGAAUCUGAUAGGAUCAAGUUAACUUUUGGAGAAGUUAGCUGACUUCUUUAAUUUUUUACCGUCACAAUAAUUGUUGCUGUUAAACACAAGCCUGCAAGAUGGGCUUUCUGUACUGUGCCCACAGCAGGAAAUAAACUCCAAACAAUUAGCGUCAUAAGUUUUGAAGCUUGCAGCUGAACUAGCGAAACAUUUUCUUAUUAGGACUCGCGUAAGGAAUUCAAGAUUACACAAAUGGAUACUACUUCAAAGUUAUAACUGUGAUUCACCUAUAAAAUAAUGCAAACUUUUCGGGGGUUCCGUUUAACAUUAUUAAACAAUUUCUGACUAAUCUGGUAAACAUUGUAUCAAAAGGCCUGUUAUAUUUUGAACUAUGAACAAGUAUUUUCAGUAACACAAACUGUCUAAAGUAGUCUCGUUGCUGUGGUUGUACAAAUAAAAUAGGGUUGUAAUAACAGACACGUGUAAAUAAACUCUUGACUGUAAUAUAGCUUAUAACGAACAACAUAAAGCCACGUGAUAACAUGUGCCAAUGUGUAAUUUCUGACUGUCAGAAAAGUCACUUGUAAGUGUUCCCUCUUUGAUACCAUUAACUCCCAAAUUAACCGUAAUAUAUAUGUUUCGAAAGUUAUAUAUAAAUGCGUGCGUAUGUGUGUGUGAGUGCGUGCGUGCGUGGGUGCAUAAUGUUGGCUAAGAAACAUCAUAUUGAUAUAUUUCCAUUUGAUAUGAUUAAUUUCAGUAAAUUCAACCUGUUAGGGGUAAAAAUGAACUGCGUUGGUUUUCAUUUCUGUAAACUCAACUGGUGUGGUAAAAAUGGAGCUGAAUUUGGCUUGAUUUUAGUUUAUUUGUUCGUUUCGAAGCACAAAGAUAAACAAUGUGCCAACCACGAAUAUCAAAACCCGGUUUUUAGCGUUAUAUGUCUUCAGACUUAUCGCUGAUCCACUGGUGGGAGCUUGAUUUUAGUAAACUCAACUGGUUAACGAUGAGCACUGAACUGCACUUCGGCUGAAUUCAGUAAACUACAUUGGUUAGCGGUAGAAACUAAGAUGUAUUUGGCUUGACUUGACUCUAAAACGGUUAGUGAAAUAAAUUUAACUGUGUUAGCUUGAUUUCAGUAAACUCAACUGGUUAGUGGUAAAUAUUCAACUGUUUUUAGCUUGAUUUCAGUAAUCGCAACUGAUUGGUGGUAAAACUUCAAUUGCGUUUGGCUUGAUUUCAGUAAAUUCAACUGGUUAGUGGUAAAUAUUCAACUGUAUUUAGCUUGAUUUCAAUAAACUCAACUGAUUAGUGGUAAAACUUCAACUGUAUUUGGUUUAAUUUCAGUAAACUCAAUUGGAUGAUGGUAAGCGUUGAAUGUGGCUUGACUUCAGUAAAUCCAAAUGAUUAGCAGUAGAAUGAAGUUGUAUUGGGCUUAACUAUAAGUAAACUAAUGAUUAUUAGUAGAAAUUAAAUUGUGUUAGCUUUAUUUUAGUAAACGUAACUAUGUAACUGUAGCAGCUGAGUUGUAUUGUCUGGAUUCACUAAACUUGUUGAGUAAGCAGUAGGAAUAGUGCUAUAAUUAGUUUCUUUAUAUAAGAUUCAAUUAGUUAUAGGUGAUACUUCACAUGUAUUUAGUUUGACAUUUAGUAAAGUGAGCUGGUUAGCUUUGGGGUUAACCUGUGUAUUAGGCUGUAAAAAUAAAAAUAUUUACAAUAAUAUAUCUAAAAAUUUUCACAAGUGUGGAUCUGUUUCCUGUUGGAAUAAAGAGAAAUUAGAAACUUCUAAAACAAAAAGUAGUGUGAACGUUUUGUUAUUUAUAUCAGUUAUUUUGUUGUCUGUAGAAAUAGAUAUAGUAAUAUACAUGUCUUACUCACUUUAAUUACACGUGUAUUUUGUAGAGCUAAUACGAACAAAUAUACAAUUUGUAGGAAUACUUUUUGUAUGAAAUGUUGUGUCAGUAAAUAUGUUUUGUGUGAAUUGUAUCCUGUAAACCUAGUUAUUUCAGUAAACAAAUCCCAAUAUCUUCCACAUGUUGAAAAUAAAGCAUUUGUGUAACGAUUUCAUAUCUG